AUGGAGAAGACCUACUCGCUGACAGCCCACUAUGAUGAGUUUCAGGAGGUGAAGUAUGUGAGCAAGUACCAGAGUGGCACCCUGCCCAAUGGCUUCACCCUACAGCUGGGCACCGGGGCCAAGAAACGUCGUGGGGGGCUGCCGCGCUGGAGCCGCCGGGAGGUCUGCCUGCUCUCGGGGCUGGUGUUCGCCGCUGGGCUCUGUGUCAUCUUAACGUGCAUGUUAGUUCUCAAGUACCUGGCAGCUGAAGGGGACAGCUACUGCCUGGAGGGGUGCCAGGAGAAGAAGGCCUUCCUACGGGCAUCCCGAUUCCUCAGCGCCAACAUGGAUGCCACCAUCGACCCCUGCCAGGACUUUUAUUCCUUUGCCUGUGGUGGCUGGCUCCGGCGACACGGCAUCCCGGAGGACAAGCUGGUGUACGGCACCAUCGGGGCCAUUGCAGAGCAAAAUGAAGCCAAGCUGCAGGCGCUGCUGAGCAGCCCUGUGAGGCGCCGAGCCCCUGCCUCGGCCGAGAGGAAGGUCAAGGAGUUUUUCCGCUCAUGCCUGGACCGAGCUGAGAUUGACCGGCUGGGUCCGCGGCCCAUGCUGGAGGUCAUCGGGGAGUGUGGUGGCUGGGAUGCCCCUCCGGGCCGUGGAGACAUCAAUGAGCUGCUCUACAAGACGCAGGGAGUCUACAGUGCUGCGGUGCUCUUCUCCCUUACUGUCAGCCUGGAUGAGAGGAACACCUCCCGCUAUGUCAUCCGGAUCGACCAGGAUGGGCUAACUCUGCCUGAACGGACCCUCUACCUGGGGCAGGAUGAGGAGAGUGAGAAGAUCCUGGCUGCAUACCGGGUGUUCAUGGAGCGGUUGCUCACCCUCCUGGGGGCUGAGCACGUGGAGCAGAAGGCUCAGGAGAUCCUGCAGCUGGAGCAGCACCUUGCCAAUAUCACAGUGUCUGAGUAUGACGAUGUGAGGAGGGAUGUCAGCAGCAUGUACCACAAAGUGACCCUGGGUGAGCUGCAGCGUAUCACCCCCACGCUCAAGUGGAAGCGCUUGCUGGACCGCAUCUUCAAUGACAACUUCUCAGAGGAGGAGGAGGUGGUGCUGCUGGCCACCGACUAUAUGCACAAGGUGUCUGACCUCAUCCGCGUGACGCCCACCAGGAUUCUUCACAACUACAUGCUGUGGCGCAUCGUGGUGGUGCUGAGUGAGCACCUCUCCACCCCCUUCCGCGAUGCCAUCCAUGAGCUCUCCAAGGAGAUGGAGGGCAAUGAGAAGCAGCUUGAGCCAGGCAAGGUCUGCCUGAGCCAGGCUAACAAGCACUUCGGCAUGGCCCUGGGCGCCCUUUUCGUCGAGGAGCACUUCUCCUCCGCCAGCAAAGCCAAGGUACAGCAGCUGGUGGAGGACAUUAAAUACAUCCUGGAUCAGCGCAUGGAUGAGCUGGACUGGAUGGAUGAGGAAACACGGCGAGCAGCCAGAGCCAAGCUCCGGUACAUGAUGGUGAUGAUCGGGUACCCCGAUUUCCUAUUGAAACCAGAGGCCAUCGACAAGGAGUAUGAGUUUGACGUGGAUGAGAAGACCUACUUCAAGAACAUCCUCAACAGCAUUGCCUUCGGCAUCAGGCUCUCAGUGAAGAGGAUCCGGCAGGAGGUGGACAAGUCCGCGUGGCUGCUGCCUCCCCAGGCGUUGAACGCGUAUUACCUGCCCAACAAGAACCAGAUGGUGUUCCCCGCUGGCAUCCUGCAGCCCACCCUCUACGACCCUGAGUUCCCGCAGUCACUGAACUAUGGUGGGAUCGGCACCAUCAUCGGGCACGAGCUGACCCAUGGCUACGAUGACUGGGGGGGACAGUAUGACCGGCACGGGAACCUGGUGCACUGGUGGACAGAGCAGUCGUACAGCAAGUUCCUGAAGAAGGCACAGUGCAUUGUAAACCUCUACGACAACUUCACUGUCUACAAUCAGAGGGUGAAUGGCAAACACACACUGGGGGAGAACAUUGCUGACAUGGGGGGGCUUAAACUCGCCUACUACGCCUACCAGAAGUGGGUGCGGGAGCAUGGCCCAGAGCACCCCCUGCACCACCUGAAAUACACACACGACCAGCUCUUCUUCAUUGCCUUUGCCCAGAACUGGUGCAUCAAGCGGCGAUCCCAGUCCAUCUACCUCCAGGUGCUGACAGACAAACAUGCCCCAGAGCAUUACAGGGUCCUGGGCAGUGUCUCUCAGUUUGAGGAGUUUGGACGUGUUUUCCACUGCCCCAAAAACUCACCCAUGAACCCGGCGCACAAGUGCUCAGUGUGGUGAGGCCAAUCCCCCCUCGAAGGCUGGCAUCCCCCAUCCCCAUCCCUGCUGCAG
Messenger RNA from Pezoporus occidentalis (night parrot), 2337 nucleotides. RefSeq names its product endothelin converting enzyme like 1 (gene ECEL1). The coding region runs from base 1 to 2286 and encodes 761 amino acids. Gene Ontology annotation, molecular function: metalloendopeptidase activity. Gene Ontology annotation, cellular component: plasma membrane. The transcript has 17 exons. Gene Ontology annotation, biological process: protein processing. NCBI's taxonomy places the organism in Eukaryota, Metazoa, Chordata, Aves, Psittaciformes, Psittacidae. The record is from RefSeq and is a predicted model, not a curated record.